Molecule: messenger RNA, 5382 nt
Organism: Closterium sp. NIES-67
Lineage: Eukaryota; Viridiplantae; Streptophyta; Zygnematophyceae; Desmidiales; Closteriaceae
Source: the annotation of a GenBank genome assembly
GGGCCUUGUGAGCUCCUUGCUUCUCCUCAUUUCAGGUUUCCUGGAUUAUGUCGAACCGCUCUCUUCCAUGGCUUCUCGGCGCAAUGAGGGGUUUUAUGAGACGAAUUCACGUGAGGCGCCUCCUCCAUCCUUUGAUCCUGCCUUGACCUUUGGACUCAACAGGCGGCGUGCGGCCGUCGUUUCUUUUGACACAUGGCAUCAAUCUUCGAUCGUGAGGUUGCUCCGAGAACACGCUAUCGCGUGAAGGGCCAACCCAACCUAUGCCGAAUCGAUAACACCCAUGUCACCGACUCGCGUGGGAUGGGAAUACAGCCGGGUGGCAAUCUGGCUGCCGCAUGUCAGUGCCGACCGGGAGUCGAGAUGGCUGGGCCGAAACCUCCAUUGGGAUGGCAUGUCAGGCUCUUCUUAAACCUGCUUGUCGCUGCCGUCCACCCCUCGGGUCGCCAUUCCCUGUCAACCUUGCGAUGUUCCGAUGCGGCGAUUUUCUCCGUCGAUGGAUGUCCGAGAUCUCAGAAAUACCGAGUGGAGAUAUGAUCAGUUUAUUGCCAAGCCAGAUAUCCCAAUCUUCAGUUCUCCAACAGCUCUGUGCUCAUGAUAGACGUACCAGCCAGAAACCAGAACUUCACUAGGCCCGAACGUCCAGAAGAACUCGAGAUAAGAAGCCAGAGUUCCUCUCCAGACUUUGAGGAGCAGAUUUUCAGUCGGUUUCCUCCGACGAGUCGUCGCGACUAUCAAGCUAACGCCUUUGCUCGAGUAGCAAGCGCUGGACUCAGACCAGUUACUCGUUGUCGGCGUGGUAGGAGGACGCGUGGUAGCCGCACUGAGCGGUGACAUCUCCUCCACUUUCAAGGCGGGCCCAGUCCAGCACGCACCAGAUUGAGGCGGAUUCGGUGUGAGCUCGCGGUGCAACUCCAACACGCGGAAUCACCAGUCCCCCUCGCGUGUCGGCGCUUCCGCGAAGACUCCAACCAACCACGCAUCUCCAGCCCAGACUUCACGACAGGAUAACCAAGUUGCUCUGCGUCAUGGAUUCUCCACACCAAGAUGACCUCGCGGCUGCCAUGGUAGCUGCUCCAACGGCCGUUCGGCCGGACAGUGACGCCGCUGCUACCUGUCCUGCCGCGUCCGCAGCGUUUUCUGCACCGCCUGCUCUUCCUCCUGCCUCAACCCCUGCUGAUCCCAUCUCGGAGCCUUCCCUUGCAACGGCGGCAGUUGGCUCUGCACCAAUUAUCUCUGGUCUGGCUGCUGCUGCGAGUGGGCCUUCCCUGACACAAUCACGUCUUAACUCGUCCGCCGGGUCUUUUAUCCUCCCUGGAGCCGUCCCCCUCCGCUGUUCUGUGGCUGUAGCGCCGCAUGCUUCACUGGAGUGUACUGCUGAGAGCAACCUGGUGCGAAGCUUAAGCAGCAGCCGUAGCAGGAGGGCGCGUGACAACCCUCAGCUACAGCCGCACGAGGAAUAUGAGUAUCGACUAGACACGAGGGCCCGAGGAAGGGAGGGGGUGGGAGGAAGAGGCGGGGGAAGAGGCAUGGAAAGUAAAGGAAUUCGAGGUGCGGAGAGCAGGGAAGUAAGCUUGGCAGGAGAGGGAGGGAGGGCAAGGGGUAUGAGCGUAGAGCAGCUUGAGGCGAGGGCAGGGAGGACAGAAGCUCGAGCUGAGGUUUCUAAGAGAAGUUCGUGGCUAAGUGGCCGAGGAGGGAGGAGAAGUGAUAACCCCAGGAAGCAGCAGCGGCUGCUUCCCAGCGAGGACGAAGUGAAGGAGGCUGCGACUGAUUGGCCAACGCUUGGAGCCACGUUGCGACGAGCCCUUGAGGCUGGGACUGAUUUGGGGAUCGGAAGCGCGCUUGGGACUGGUGGGAGUAGUGGGGAAGACAGGGAGGGGCAGGGUGCAGGGGUAGCGAAGGCGCAAGGGUGGAGCGUGUAUGAAGGGCAGGGGGCAGGUGAAGGGGCGGCAGGCCUUGCAAGGGAAGAGCUGGGCCAGCAGGCUGAAGUACUGGCAGAUCAGCUUAGAAAUUGGCAGCGAGACCAAUUUCAGCAGCAGCAGCAGCAGCAGCAGCAGCAGCAGCAGCAGCAGAGUUUUCCACAGUUCACUGCCAGCGGAGUGCCAGGCAUUGAGGGGCUAUGGAAGGGAGGAGGAUGUGGAGCCAGUCCCAAAGUGGACUUCGAGUGCAGAUUCUGUGGCAAGGGAUUUGAUUCUCCUCGCGCACUGGGCGGCCACAUGAAUCUGCACAGGAGAGAACGAAGGCUGGAAGACGUUUUUUUGCAGCAGGCAGAGACUCAAGCCCGGGCGGAUUUGCAGAUGCGGCAGCAGCAGCAGCAGCAACGACUGCUGCAGCAACACCAGGAGCAGCAGCAGCAACGGCUGCAGCUACAGCAGCAGGAGGAGCAGCAGCAACAGUUGCAGGCGCACCAAGCGGAGCAGCAGGAACAGCAGCUGCAGCAGCAACAAGGGCAGCAGCGGCUGCUGCUGUUGCAACAGCAGGAGCAGCAAGAACAGCAAAACCAACAGCAGCAGCUGCUGCAGCAGCAGCAACUGCAACAAGUUGAUUCGGACAACCAGCAGCAACUGGAAGUGCUGAUUCGAAAGCAGCAGCAGCAGCAGCAGCAGCUGAUCCCUGCAGCUAACCCUUCCUUUUUUGGUGUGUCAAACAGCACAGGAAGCAGUGCUUCCGUGCAGAAUCCCCAUGGCCCUUCUUCCCUCACUCCCAUAGCUCAUCCCGCUGUCACUCCCAUGGCUCUUCCUGGCGUUUCCGCCAGCAUGGGUUCAUCUCCUGCCACGGGUCAUGGUGUGACUGGUGAAUGGGUUGCAGUACUUGGUCCUGGUGUGGGUGGUGUGGGCAGUUUUAGUGGUAUUGGUGGUUCGGGUGGUUUAAGCGGCCUUCCAUUGAUGCACGGUGGUGGAGUGAAGCAGGAUGGAGGGAGCCAGCAGGAGCACAUGCAGAUAGACCCGGAAAGCCCUUGGCAGUAUCAGCUGCAGCAGCUGCAGCAACAGCAACAUCAGCUAUCCCUGCAGCAGCAGCAGCAGCAGCAGCAGCAGCAGCAGCAGCAGCAGCAGCAGCAGCAGCAGCAGCAGCAGCAGCAGCAGCAGCUCCAAUGCCAGCAGCAACAGGAUCAGCAGCUCCAGCAGCAGCAGCAACGAGAACGUUACCGACAGCAACUGCAGCAGCAGCAGCAGCGGCAGCAGCAGCAGUCGCAGUUUGCACGGCCCAGGCCACCAAAGGCUGUUUCCAGCAGGCCUCAGAGGGAGGUGCCUUCAUCCCUCUCCCACACUCCCACAUCCAGGCCUCCUCACACAGCCACGUGGCAGUCAACCCUGUUCAACCCAUCCCCACUGCACCGUCAGCUACCCCCUCUUCCCCCUGCAGUCCCCCUCCUCUCCACCCUCUCUCCCGAAGCCCUCCAAUCUCUCUUCCUCCACUCCUGCCCCCCAGGGACAGCCCCUACAGCCGCUGUAACACCACUUGCGGUUACCACCGCAUCCUCGCCUGCCCAUCCAGCUUCUGUUCCUCCUUCGCUUCCUCCCCCGCCCAUCGCUCCUGUAUUGCCAGUUUCCCACCCCUCUCAGCAGCAGUUCUUACUUGCUGAUUCCGUACCCACUCUGCUAGGGGUUCCACCUGCUGUGUUGGCAGCACUCAUUACAUCUGGUGUACUACCACCUGGCGUUACACCUGGGGUUACGUCUGGCAUUUCAUCUGAACGACCAGUGUCUGCCCCACCUGUAGUGGCAGCAGAGGAGCAGCAGCAGAGUGGCGUGCAAAGGAUGCAGGUGAAUGAGCAACUGACCCCAGUGCAGCAGUGGCCACCGCAGCAGGAGCAGAGGCAGUGCCAGCAGCAACAGCAGCAGCAGCAACAGGAACAGCUUCAGCAGCUGCAGGCGAUGGAAAUUUCUGGAGAAUUGAAAGGGGAAGGGGAGAGUGCACGAGUGCAGGCAGGGGCAGAUUCCGAGCAAGGGCAGAUGGCCGGAGGUAAUGUGGCAUGGCUGCGACCCCACGGGCGACUGCAGUCAGGGCAGCGCCAGCAGCAGCAACUGCAAGAGCAGGAGUUGUUAAGGCAGCUGUUGGCGCUGUCAGGGCAGCAAGAAGCGCCAUGCAUGGGUGGGGUUUUGCAGCAGCUGGGAGAGCAGCAGCAGGGGGGGCAGCAGCAGGGGGGGCAGCAGCGGCAGGGAGAGAGCAGUGCAGCAGGAACAGAAUGUGGGGGCGCACAGAAUGUGGUGCAGGGAUCUGGUGGAGGAGGAGAGGGGUCGCUGCAUGGUACCAGUGCUUUGGAUUGGCUGCCUGCAGGCUCAUACCUCCAGAGCUUAGCUAUGCCUGGCGUCACUAUGCCCGGUGUCACGAUGCCUGGUGUCUCUAUGCCUGGUGUCAUGAUGCCUGGGGUCUCUAUGCCUAGUGUCACAAUGCCUGGUGUCACUAUGCCUGGUGUCACUAUGUCUGGUGUCACUACACCCAGUGGGCCUAUGCCUGGUGUGACUUUGUCUGAAUCUUCUACUGCGCUUCCUUUCCUGACCUCUGGGCCUCUUGCCUCUGAACUUGCCUCCGCCCUUGCGAUUUUCUCGCCGUCACUGGUUGCUGAAUGCGGCUCUGCAACUCCUGGUGCUGCUACUCCCCUGGUUACUCCACAGUACGGUUCUUUAGCUGGUGGCGUUUCAUCUCAUGAUCCUUUACGUGCUGCCAUUUCAUCUCAUGAUCCUUUACGUGGUGCCAUUACAUCUCCUGGAGUCCAUGCCCCAUGGAUUCCACCUGCCUCCAUCCCACCAUUUCAGCAGCAUACCUUCCCCUCCUUGCAGCAGCCCUUGUCGGCGCAGCAGCAGGAGCCAUUGACCAGUGGAUUCACCUCUGGCCAGCAGCAGCAACCAUUGACUCCUCAGCUUGCCUUGGGCCAGCAGCAGGAGGGUGGCUUUCUGCCGGGGCGGCCAGUGCAAGGAGAAGGUGUGGGAGGGAUUGAGGAGGAAGAGCUGGCUAGGCUGGAGCAGCUUCGCCAGUUGUUGCUCUUACAGGAGCAGCUUAUGGGGGGACAGCCGGGGGGAGAGGAGCUUCAGCUGAGGAAGCAGAGGCUGGGGGGGAUGAGAGGUGUGGGAUGGUGUGGUGACUUGAACCAGCGGCUGGAGACAGAGGGUGAAGUGGACGCAAAGCACGAAAGGCAGUGCCGCUCAGAGGAAUGGGUGCAACACAGAACGAAGGGGUCAGCUGGGAGGAAGGAUCUGGAUGUUCCCACGCAUGGGAGUAACGAGGAGUAGAGCAGAAAUGUGCCUCUGUUGUAUGCGAGAAUUGCUCUGUCAGAAUUCCAAGAUUGUUUUGGUGAUUCUUUUAUGAAUGUGGUGUGAUCGUUGAUUUAGGUGUUUUGGGGAGUUUUGUGUAGCUUCGAGCUUCCAGGUGCCAUUAGGCAUUAUU